This is a messenger RNA of Aricia agestis (brown argus), 951 nucleotides long. RefSeq names its product tropomyosin-2-like. The transcript has 6 exons. The record is from RefSeq and is a predicted model, not a curated record. The coding region runs from base 1 to 951 and encodes 316 amino acids. NCBI's taxonomy places the organism in Eukaryota, Metazoa, Arthropoda, Insecta, Lepidoptera, Lycaenidae.
AUGGAUUCAACUCAGAACCUUAAAAAAUUCUCAGAUGAACAAAUAAAGAAUUUAGUUAACAACCUGUCUAAAUGUAAACUUGAAUAUACAAACUGGAAAGAAGAGUGUAAGAAACUAGAGGAAACAAAAAAGAAGUUAGAAAUUGAAUUGAAAGAGGCAGUUGAACUUGAGAAGUCCCAUCGCUACCAUUUGCUAACUUCUCGAGAGAUGAUAGGUAACCUGCAAGACACGGUGACACAGUUACUUUAUUUGAAGAGGGAUGUGAAAAAAUUAAAGGAAGAAAUUGGUUCUAAGGAUAUCACAAUUACUUCCAUGGAAAAGGAUAAAGAAAACAUUUUGAAACAAUACAACCACAAAAUAGAUGAGUUGCGUAGUCUGCAUGAAAAUGAAAUUGAAGAAGUAAAAUCUAUGCAUGAAGAAAAAGUCCAACAGGUGCAAAAUGACUCGGAAACACAAAUAGCACAAUGUAACUGUCUCAUUGAAGAGUUACGAGCCAAAAUGAAUGAUAUGGAAGUGGAACAUAAGGAAAAGAUGAACAUUCUGGUGCUGGAGUAUGAGGAGAAGGUCCAGCGCAGCGCCGCCCAGGUGGUCCACCUGCAGGAGCAGCUGGAACACCAGGCGAGCCGCACUGAUGCCAACAUCGACGCCUACAGACGGAAAUUGAAAGACCUAGAAGACAAACUCAAGCAGAGCCAAUUCAAGGAGUAUCUCGCCCAAAGCAGCUAUCCCUCGUAUGAGAAUAGAGUAGAGAGACCUUAUUCCGAAACCAGAGAGUACUCUGAACCGGAAACAAUAGUUCUCCAGAGUCCAAGUGAUAGAAAUAGACUCUAUGACAAACAGAAGAAAGCAACACCUAUGUAUAGAGAAAACAAACCUAAAGUAGACAAGAAAGGUCCAUUCAAUAUUACAAAGAAGAGAAAACUUUAUACUGAUAAAGAUUUUAUGAAUUAA